This is a messenger RNA of Akanthomyces muscarius, 1812 nucleotides long. RefSeq lists its product as uncharacterized. The transcript has a single exon. The record is from RefSeq and is a predicted model, not a curated record. The coding region runs from base 1 to 1812 and encodes 603 amino acids. NCBI's taxonomy places the organism in Eukaryota, Fungi, Ascomycota, Sordariomycetes, Hypocreales, Cordycipitaceae.
AUGAGGUUCUCCAUCGCCACUAUUGGUGCCGUCACCCUCGGAAGCGGUGUGAUGGCCCAAGCUGAACAAGCCAAGAACAUCGUUGGAAUCCCUGUCUUGAAGGAGAUAGAGGAAGUUGAGGGUCAAUGGAAGUUCGACGCCUGCCAUAAGGUUGACUCUGCGGUUGACGGACUCAUCUGGCCUUGUGCCUCACAGCUCAGGACCCGCGUCAAGUUUUGCCCCAAGUCUGCUACCACGGCCGAAUCGCGCAUCGCGCAGCGAGAGUGUCUUUGUGCCGAUCCAAGUUCAUUCCUCGCGGACGCUGUUGCCUGCUCAGAGUGCAAGAUGCAGAAUGGUCUGCAGCCAGAAAGACAGCGCGAGCACUGGAUCAAAUACUACAAAGAGGUGGACGACAAGUACUGCCAGCCUAAAAAUGUGCCUUUGAGCUUUGAACAGUUCUCUACUGAUCUGAAUAACAAAAUGCCCGUGCCAGAGGGUGGAAGAAACUUCAACCUUCACGUCGGCAAGGUUAUCGACCCCAGGGCAUACUACAAGUCGGCUAAGCUUGAAGUUCCCAACGUUCAGGGCGCAGGCAAGUUCAUUUCUGCCAAAGCCGAGACCGGAAACAACAACGCCACCGUUGUUGUAUCGGAUCCUUUGGCCGGCCAAGUUAGAGUACCCGUCUUUAUUGCUGUCGAAAAUUUGCCUACUGCCAACGAUACCAAGACCACCUCGGCUAUUAGACCGAUCUCCUCCGCUCCCUUCCGAAACAAUACUGCGUCGAUCAGACCUUUCUCCUCUGCAUCUACCUUCCUCACUUCCACGAAGACGAGCUCCACCGCAUCAAGCAGUGCCUCUCUACUUCCUGCAACUACUCUUGCCCCUGCCCCUGACAGUGUCAGCGGCCCUGUGGAAGAACACAUCAUCGUCAUUGACGGCCAGCGUUGCGUCGUGCUCAUCAUGUGGGUCAUUGUUGAUUGCUCUCCCAAAAUGGAUGCCGCUGGCAACUUUGCCAUCGACUUCAAGAACAUCGGAGUCGACAAGAAGGAGCCGGUCAUGAUGGUAGAAAAUGGCUCGCAGUUUGACAAGAUCAAGGACGCUAUGCCCGAUGCUGGUAAGGAUCAGAAAUUGGCAGAGCAAUGCAAGGAGCGCGUUGGUACUGUAGCCCCGGUGGUUGCCGCUCCUGGAAGCAGCAAGGUGGCUCUCCCCGCUGAGCAAGGCGCCGGUGAAUCGAGCAUCCCGUCUUCCAAGAAGAAUAACGGCAGCUCUGGCAGCCAACCUGCUGAUAACCAAGAGAGUUGUCCCGACGCUACUGAAAUCCCCAAGACGCAAAACGGCCCCAGUGUCGGCUCUAAGGCCGGUGUUUCCGCCCCCAAUGGUGCCAAGCCGACUACUGGUGGUAGCCCUACUCAGAAGCUUGGCAGCACUCCUGCCAAAAACUCCGGCAUUACUCCUGCUCAGAACGGUCAGCCUGACAACGAGGACUGCAUUUGCCCGACGGACAGUGCUGCUUCCACCACCCUCGAUGCGACCGAAAUCUGCACUAAGAAGGUCAAGACCGAGACCGACUGCAGGGCGCUGUCGGGAGAAGACGUGCGAAAGUGCCUGUGCUCAGAGGCCGGCUUUGAGAACCUCCGAUUUUUCGACGAGGCCAUUAUCUGCUCGCGACGCUCCGGAGAUCUCCGACAGGGAGAGUUUGAAGCUCAGGUUUUCUUCGAGACCAAGUCCCGAUACUGCGAGCGCAAGCAAUUUGGAAACGAUUUUACCGCAGCGUACGAGAGUGUGAACAGCGAGUGGAGAGAGGCCAGAGCCCCGACUGCUAUUCUGAUGUAG